GAUAUUGCAUGUGCGCAGUUUGCUGCUAGUCGAGGUCUUCGUUUGGCUGUUCUCGUUGUCGGGUACGCCUGUUAUAAUCGUUAUUUGAACGAAAAAUUAGUGCAACAUUUUGCACUGAUAUUGAUCGUUUUAUUUGGCUCAUGACAACGUAAACUCGAUCGAAGAUUUUAUCGUAAUAAUUUACGAAGACAAGGAGAGAAUAAAAGAGACAGAAAAAUGACUAUCAUCACGAAAGCAAUUGGUGAGAAGAAGGCGUCGGGGAAAAUGGUGCAGCCAUUGUUUCCAGAAGAACCUAUUACGGUUCCUUUAAAAACUGAUCCUGAGGCACAACUCAAUAAAGAAGAUAUGGUUAAACAUUACUGGAUUGCACGUAGAAGCAUACAUAGAAUUCAAAUGACUGCUACAUUCUCCUUGUUCAUUGUUGCAUUGAUGAUAUUAAUAAUUGGUGUAAUAGGCGGUCUUUAUGUAUACAUACAAUAUGCCAGAGCACAAAUACAUAGAUUCCGUACUGGAUGGUAUAGCAUUCCAUAUGAUAAAAUGCCAUAUAAUAGUGAGAAAAUACAUCAGGCAAUCAUAGCUGAUUCAAGCAUAUUCAAGAGUCUUACUAAAACUUCCGAACAAAUAUCAAUAAAUGUUAACAAAAAUGCAGACAAUAAUAUUAAGGGUUUCCUUAAAGAACGAUUUGAAAUUGAUCUUGAAAAUGAACAUUAUGAAAAGAUUGAUGUGCCAGAUUUUCAUGGCGGACGUCAAGGACGUUUUAUACACGAUUUUAACAUUAAUAAAACUGGAAUUAUAGAUAUUGAUGGUCGAUGCUGUUUCGUUAUGUCAUUGAAUCGUCAAGUAAUUUUACCACCACACAGUCUGUAUGAUCUACUUAGAAAAAUGUUUAAUGGUUAUUAUGAAGUGGAUACAAAUAUUAUACGUGAAACUAUGGAAGUUGUUACUCCAGCUAUUACUGAUAUGUCCACUGUGGGAACAUACAUUGCUCGUGAAUGCCAAAAUUUGCCAACAUAUAUGUUGAAAGGUGUAAAUCCUACUGUUGUUAAAAGGAGUGCAUCAAGCGGUAUUUUUGCACAAUAUGCUGGCAAAGAUAUUGUAGAAGUUGAUAUUUUGAACCUGAACGAAUUCCAUAAGUAAACACAAAAGGAAUUUACAUUUUUUAGGCAAUUAAGACUCAGUAGAUUGAUGUAAAAAAAGGUUAUGUAAUACCCGGAAAACAUAGGUGUAAGUCUACUUUUCAACACCAUUAUGUCUUUCCACAACAUUUAUCUUCUUGAUCCUGAAUAGCAGUCAUCAUUUAUAUUCACAUUCAUAUCUAAUGUGAAUAAUUAAAUAUCAAGCAGUAACUGGUUAAUCUUAGAUGUGCAAUAGAAUUUGAAAAAGAUAAAUUAAUAGGCUACAUUCUUUUUAUAAGCUUAUAUCGAUAUUGAGCAGAUAAUUGAUUUUGGUUGGAGUUGGUUAAUGAUAAAUAUUUAUCACAUUUGCUGCACAAUAUGAUUAUGUUUUUAAUUAAAUCUUGUAAAAAGGAUGUGUCUAUUAUAUUUAAAUUAAAACAUUAUUAUUAUCAUUACAUGGGAAAUUGUUUUAAACGGAUGGUAACUUUUUUUCCGUAAUAUCAAAUGAAAUAUAUAUAUAUAUAUAUAUUACAUUAUUUUACAAAUUUUCUUUGUCUUAAAAAGAUUAUAUAUGCAAUGAUUAUAUAAUAUCUUUUCAUAAUAAAUAAAGCUUGCUCUUAUUUUUAAUAGAUACAUAUCAGAUUUUAUAGUUUGACAGCUUUUUCUCAAUUGGAAUUGCUAAAUUGCAAGGUAAAUAAAAUAAUAGUUGUGAGUCAAAAUUGAUAAAGUCAUAAAGUUAUAUUAAAUAUAAAAGAUAUUUAUUCUUUAUUCUGUUUCAAUUAAAAUAGAUAGAUAUAUAUAUAUAUAUAUAUAUCAUACGCUCUUUUUUAUUAGCGUGUUAUACUCUGAUAAAGCAAUAUAUUUCUUAUCAUUUUUUAUAGGACUAUUUUUAAACAAUACUAAAUCUUUGUUAGAUUAAUUUUAAUUGCUGAAAUUCAUUCUAUAUUUCAAAUUAUUAGUAAAAAACAUACAUUUAAAAAGAAAAAUAUAACGAAUAAAAAUGUGUAGAAAAAUAAAUGUAUUGCAUUCCAUGCAUUUAAUAUUCUGAUAUAUAUAUAUAUAGUAGAAACACGUGUGUAUCUUUAAUAUUUAAGUUAAAUAUCUAAAACUGUUUGGCUAUAUAUAUAUACCUAUUAUAUAUAUAUAUAUAUAUAUA
Messenger RNA from Vespula vulgaris, 2271 nucleotides. Its product is annotated as integral membrane protein 2B. The transcript has 6 exons. The record is from RefSeq and is a predicted model, not a curated record. Lineage: Eukaryota; Metazoa; Arthropoda; Insecta; Hymenoptera; Vespidae. Gene Ontology annotation, biological process: negative regulation of amyloid precursor protein biosynthetic process. Gene Ontology annotation, molecular function: amyloid-beta binding. Bases 217 to 1137 code for a protein of 306 amino acids. Gene Ontology annotation, cellular component: Golgi apparatus; extracellular exosome; plasma membrane.